Messenger RNA from Lucilia sericata (common green bottle fly), 1761 nucleotides. RefSeq names its product evolutionarily conserved signaling intermediate in Toll pathway, mitochondrial (gene ECSIT). The transcript is spliced from 3 exons. Gene Ontology annotation, cellular component: mitochondrion. NCBI's taxonomy places the organism in Eukaryota, Metazoa, Arthropoda, Insecta, Diptera, Calliphoridae. The record is from RefSeq and is a predicted model, not a curated record. The coding region runs from base 224 to 1519 and encodes 431 amino acids.
CAAUGCAUCAGGACCUUCCAAUAAAUUAAUUAAUAAAAUAAAUUAUUUUACUUAUUCAUUAAUUAAAAUAAAAUUAUUAUGGGAACUGGUUAAAAAUUCCGUUACACUCCCUCAUAACCACUCAACCAAAGUCUGGCAGCACUUUACCGAUAAAAAGCGGCUAAUCAGCUGUCAGCUAAAAAAACUGUUUUGCAACAACUUUUUUGGAAAGCAGUCAGGCGAAAUGUUAAGGGAAUUAAAAUUUAUACUACAACGUUAUCCACACCGAAUGGCAGCGAUGACAGUGCCAAGUGGAACGCAACGAAUAGUUGAACGAACUAAUUGGAAAACCUACUGCACAGACCACAAAAAAUCUUCCAAAUUGAAUGAGGAUGAAGAAACUCGAGAAGCAAAUGAUGAUAAAAAUGAACAACAACAAAGGAAAAAAGCACCUCCCCGAACAUUUGUGCCAGCAGUUAGAAAUCCAUUUGCUUCAGCUUCGGAAAAAACCAAAGAUGUUUAUUUAAGCAUGGUCAGUAUAUUCACUGAACGUGAUGUACAUCGACGCAAUCAUGUCGAAUUCAUAUACGCCGCUAUGAAACAUAUGUCGGAAUUUGGUGUAGAACACGAUUUGGAAGUCUACAAGGCCUUGAUUAAUGUCAUGCCCAAGGGGAAAAUGAUACCGAAAAAUUUAUUCCAAGCUGAAUUCCAGCAUUAUCCCAAACAACAACAGUGCAUUAUCGACUUACUGGAACAAAUGGAAGAUUUGGGCGUUAUGCCCGAUUAUGAAAUGGAAGCCAUGUUAUUAAAUAUUUUCGGCCGUCAAGGCCAUCCGUUACGCAAGUACUGGCGCAUGAUGUAUUGGAUGCCAAAAUUUAAGAAUGCGUCACCUUGGCCUCUGCCCAAUCCUGUCCCAGACGAUACCCUGGAAAUUGCCAAAUUGGCUGUGGAACGUAUGUGUACUGUGGAUAGUCGUUCACAGAUUUCCGUAUACGAUACGAAAGAUGUUAAAGAUGCUUUAGAUCAAACGUGGAUUGUUAGUGGUAUGAGUUGUGAUCAAGCUCAACUCUUAAAAGAGCAUCCCCGCAAUAAGGCUUUGUAUAUAGAGGGUCCGUUCUUAAUUUGGCUAAGAAAUAGAUCUAUACAUUAUUUUACCCUACGAGCCGAUCCCGAUAUGGAGUUUUUGAAAAGUCUAAACAGCCAGGAGGAAGAUGAAGAUGAUGUUACACGUCUAAAUGUACCAUUGUUUGGAAGACCUACCACCAAAAAGCAAUAUCAAGUUGGUAAAGUUCGUUCAGUACAUCAACAAGAUGAUGGUACAAUUUUUGCUAUAUGUGCAACUGGAACAUCAACCAAAGAUUCCCUCCUAUCCUGGGUCCGUUUACUGGAAGUUAAUGGCAAUCCCUCUUUAGGUGAAAUACCUAUACUAUUUCGUUUUCAUUCUAAAGUUGGGGAAAAAGCCAUACAAAUUGAAGGCCAAACGGAGGGAAUCAACGUACCGAGUAAAGAUAACAACACAACUGAGGACUUAACAAGAUAGCAAAUUGUUUAAUGCAUUAAAUGUUAAUAGAAAAACACUGUUAAAAAUUAAAUAUUUUAAUAGUUAAAUACUAUUAUGAAAUUUUGUUUAUUUUUUUAAUAUUUUAUUUAAAUUAUAAUUAUUUUUUUUUUUUUCUUUGAACACAAAAAAUUAUAGAGAGCAUUGUGUAAUAUAUGGGAUAAAAUUCAAAUAUUGUAGAGUCAUAUACGUAAAUGUAAUUAUAUUCUUUUAUAUACAUACAA